Molecule: messenger RNA, 2329 nt
Organism: Scaptodrosophila lebanonensis
Lineage: Eukaryota; Metazoa; Arthropoda; Insecta; Diptera; Drosophilidae
Product: myosin-G heavy chain
Exons: 2
Coding region: 107-1714 (535 amino acids)
Source: RefSeq, a predicted model, not a curated record
GAAUUAAUGAAAAUGCGAGUUUAGCGCUGAAAAGUCAUUAGGAAAACUCUCAUCACGCAUUUAGAUUUAGGUUAACGUAGUUUAUUAGUAAACCGACAUCAACAACAUGGAGAAAAAUGCUGAGCAGAACUUGCAGCAGGUCAAAGCUAAUGUACAACAAAAAUUCAAUGAGUUGCGGGCUGCACUGCAUAUGCGUGAAAAACUGUUGUUGCGGCAACUGGAGGCCAUUGCGAAUACACAGCAACAACAACAAAUGCUGAAAACAUCACGCAGCGAUGAACACAGCGGUCCAGGCACCAGCAGCUGGGAAGAAAGCGGCGAAGUGCGAUUUGUCACCAGCGAGGAGGAGGAAUUACUGUCAUCCAUUCGCAGCUUUGGGCGCUUUCAGCUAGACAAUAUUCAAUUGCAGGCACUGCAGGAUGUGUUUUUGCGUAACGAGGAUUAUAUUGCACCUGUCGAUGAUCAUGAUACUAUGUACAAAUGUCUGCAGGAUGGUAAAAUCGCCUACUACGAUCUCGACGAGGAAGAGCAACCAGAGGCCAUUGUGGUGGAUUUUUCACGUAACAAAUCACUAGUGGAGGAUAAUGCCAAACUGAUGAACAAGUCCAUCAUCAACAUUACACUACAGGAAGCCAAAGAAUUAAUUCGCAAAGCGAAAACUAAGCGAGAGACGCAUGUACCACCUCUAAAUCUUGAAGAGCUAAACGAUGAGUUGGAAUCAUCCAUAGCUGAUGCGGUCUCAAGCUUGGGCCGUAGUGGCGAUGCUUCGAAAAGCACGUGUGUCGAGCAGCCCAAUAGUAGCAAACCCAAAUCGCGAAAGCCACGCUUCAAACCUAAAAUCACCAUAAAUAAUUGCAAUGGAACUAUCAAUUUGCGCAACAUUGCCAGCUUGACUAUCAACUGUGCCAAUGAGGAAGCGGUUAGUGCUGAAAUUCCGCUCACCCAAUCGAAGCUGGAGCAAUCGGCUGACUCCAGCACUACUGAUCACUCCACGCCCACCACCACAGCCUCCAGUUCGAACUAUUCGAGCAAUGCAAGCUCACGUUCUCAGUCGAAGAAACAAAAGAGUAACAACAACAACAGCAGUAUUGGCAAAAAGGAUUACCAAAAGGGCGCAGUGGCCACUAGUUCCACAAGCGUUGAAAGCACUCCCACAAAUACACAGCCCACGUCAACAAAUUCCUAUUCCAAUCGUUACGAGGAAGACGUAGAGGUUAGUGAGACCGAAACUCAUGAUGUCACGUGCGAUUUUUAUAAUCGUUUGCUUAACGAAAUCAAGAAGAGCCUCAAGGAGAAGCCCAUACGUUCGUACGACAAUGCGCCGGUCGCAACCACAAACCUUACAACAACUAAUGCUAGUAAUAAGGCUACAACAAACAGUGUGCAAGCCGCUGCCGCAGAUUCCACCUGCGAUGCCAACUCCAACAGCAUGAGGAGAAGUAAUGACGGAAGUGCUCCACACACCAACAAGACCCACACCAAUGUAACCAACUCUACCCUGUCGUCGAACAUACAACCAGGGAAGCGUCUGGUGCUGAAGAACUUUGAGAAUCUGAAGAUCAUAUUGGAGGCCAACAGCGGCGAUGAGGAUACGUUUCAUCCGGUGCAAAUCGAGCAAUGGCUGGCCGAGAUCAUAUCUGAAACGGAUCUGGAGCCCAUGCAGAAUACUGACAUAUUGGAGCACAGCAAGAUAAACAAUAGCGAGACCAAUUGAAUAUAUGCGACUCAAAUCGAGCAUUAGUAGUAGCACCAAGUUCAAGUAUCUUACACAGUAUUCGCUACAUUCAUACAUGUACUUACACAUAACACAACAUAUUUUUUGAAGUUAGUUUAUACGAAGUAACGAAAUUCAUGAAUUCAGGUUUCGUUUCCUGAUAUCAACUUAAAGUAACUACUCCUGCCCCCACACAGAUGGUCCAAACUAGUUAUUUACAAUUUUAUAGCUAAGUCAGGACAUAUGUAUAUCCGAUAGAAUAUAUAAAAACUAAAAUCCUUGGCAAAAAGGCGCCCCAACUGUUCAUGAACUUCGUAUAAACGCAGUUAUAGAUUCCUUAAUAUAAGUUUUUGUUAAUCUUCUAUUCACACAUGCUAACGCACAUACACAUACAGUAUAUAUACUAUAUAUCGUAUAUAUUCAAAUUUGAAGCCUUGUCUUUGCGGUCCAAGUGCAUGCAUUUUAUUCCAACAUUUUAAUGGUUCGAUUUCCUUAAAAAGACAUUGCCCUUUCGUUGUGUGUAGUCCUUGUUUUAAGUACUUAAAUGCAUUUUAUUUUGUGAUUAUUUCAGUUCUCAAGACUUAUCCUUAGCUGAUUGGCAUAAGCAACUAAAUU